Messenger RNA from Solenopsis invicta (red fire ant), 1287 nucleotides. RefSeq names its product small ubiquitin-related modifier. The transcript is spliced from 5 exons. The record is from RefSeq and is a predicted model, not a curated record. Gene Ontology annotation, molecular function: protein tag activity; ubiquitin-like protein ligase binding. The coding region runs from base 172 to 459 and encodes 95 amino acids. Gene Ontology annotation, cellular component: nucleus; PML body. Gene Ontology annotation, biological process: protein sumoylation. NCBI's taxonomy places the organism in Eukaryota, Metazoa, Arthropoda, Insecta, Hymenoptera, Formicidae.
CAGAGUAGGUUUACGAACGUCGUGACCGUUACGGUCCCUCCCGCUCGUUCCCGGCACAAGAAGCGAAUAGAAACUAACAAAAGCACGCACGGCGCCAUAUUUGCGAGCUUGGUUUGCGUGUUUGGUUAGCGUUUCUGGCGCGUGGUGAAGAAGUUAAUUUAAUUGAUUACGAUGUCCGACAAUCAGAAACCCGAAGCCGGUCCAGGAGAUGCGAAUUCUGAAUACAUAAAGCUCAAAGUUGUUGGAAACGACAGCAACGAAAUUCACUUUAGGGUAAAGAUGACCACUCAAAUGGGAAAGCUGAAGAAGUCCUACAGUGAUCGUGUGGGUGUACCCAUGACAUCGCUUAGGUUUCUGUUUGAUGGUAAAAGAAUCAAUGAUGAUGAAACGCCAAAGCAGCUUGAGAUGGAAAAUGACGAUGUCAUUGAAGUAUAUCAGGAACAAACAGGUGGGCGUUAACUCUAAGUUAGGAAGAGGAGGAUCCAUUUCGUUCAAUAUUUUAUAAAGUGAAAGUGACUAUUAUAACAAAAAAAAGAUGGACAAGUUUCUAAGUAUGCAUACAUACACAUACAGACACACAUACACAAAACCAUGCAUACGAAACAUCUUACACAUACACAUACAUACAGAUGAUUAAAUAAGAUGUAAUUUCCUGAUUCACGUAUGAUAUUGUAAAAUGUGUUGUAUUUGUUUACAUUCCUGUACCGAGGCGAAUCUUCCGGGGAGAUUGGACAACGAAUCCCCGGAUCAUUUUAUAAAACACGCGUGCGGGCGAUCACGUCUUAAUAUUGCAUACUGUGUGUCCGUUUUCGUGUGUCGUCGUCAGAACAAUUCUCAGAAAUAGAUUAAUUGCAUUAUGCGUCAUUACAAAUGCAUUUAAGAUAUGCAAGCUCCUUAUCCAUUCAGUCUUGUCCUCAAAAAUUCAAAGUUUUUUUCCUCCUUACGUCUGAAUACAGGAAAUGAUGUGUAUAUGGUAUAACGAAAUUGUUACGUUUAAGAUACAAUAAAAGUAAUAGUUGUAAAACUUUUCCUUUUGUACAAUUACAAUAAUGAAAAGUUUGUAUCUCGCUCUUAAGCUCGGGAGCAUUUAAAAUUGGCAUAAUUUAUUUUAUUCUCUUCGAAAGUGGUUUGUAAUAUUUUUAAUGUUUUUUGGCCGUAACACGUGCACUUUUGAUAUAAUAAUAAAUACAAAUGCUCCCUAGAGAAAUUUAUUCUCGCUCAUUCUCAAAUAGUUUUUUUCCUUCAAAUGUAACGUUGCUUAUCUUUGCAAUAAAAAUACCAAAUUUG